AAAUUUACUCUUCUGUAUUGUGUUUAAAAUUGAGAUAUGUGAUAGACAAAUAUAAUUUACAGCGGGUCUGCAUGUCGAUAAACAAAAUGUUAACCCAAUGAAGCCGCAUAUCUCGCAGGAUAUUUUAGAUAUGGUUCGCCGGAAUUUCACACGUGAAAUCGAGUUUUAUCAAUUCUGUCGCCAGCGAUUGCACAAACAGUAUCUUGCCCUAAAACUGAACGAUCUCAAGCGGGUGGACAAGUCAUUGGCCAGACUGAGCGAUGCCAAUGAAAUGGCCAUUAAAAACUAGUUUUUUAGAUAUAUUUUAAAGCCAAAUUAAUAAAUAUGAAGGAAGAUUUUAAGAGGUUUUUCUUGUGGAAACAAAA
Molecule: messenger RNA, 365 nt
Organism: Drosophila ficusphila
Lineage: Eukaryota; Metazoa; Arthropoda; Insecta; Diptera; Drosophilidae
Product: heparan sulfate 2-O-sulfotransferase pipe-like
Exons: 1
Coding region: 98-289 (63 amino acids)
Source: RefSeq, a predicted model, not a curated record